AUGGCUCACAUUUGUCGUACGGUAUCAAUAUUCACUCGUGUGACCACCCCACGUUACGGUGGCUUAAUUUUAUCUCGUAUGAACGCUAGUUCACAAUCAUCUUCAUCAUCGUCAGCCAAAACACCAUCGACAGGAUCAGUUAAAACUCAAACAGGUAGUGCUUCUAAUACAACAAGUGGAGCAUCUUCAACUUCCUCCACCUCUGACUCAUUGUCAAACAAGCAACAGUAUGCCGGAAAAGCACAAACAGAAACGGCAAGUGGGAAAAAUAAAGGCGGUAGUUCAGCAUCAGAAUUACCACCAAGUUCAACAUCAAAAGAAGAUUCAAAUCCAACAAAAACAAGUAGUGAAGCACAAAAUACAGGAGGAAAUCGACCAAUUACUGCAUCAUCAUCAUCAAGUAAAACAAGCGAUCCAAAACAAUCACCAGAAGGACGUGAAAGUCAAUCAAUAUUUAAUUCAACGGGUGGACGUAUAGCUAUAUUAGCUAUA
Didymodactylos carnosus is the source of this 492-nucleotide messenger RNA. The record is from the annotation of a GenBank genome assembly. Lineage: Eukaryota; Metazoa; Rotifera; Eurotatoria; Philodinida; Philodinidae.